Molecule: messenger RNA, 3444 nt
Organism: Dacryopinax primogenitus
Lineage: Eukaryota; Fungi; Basidiomycota; Dacrymycetes; Dacrymycetales; Dacrymycetaceae
Exons: 6
Coding region: 1-3444 (1147 amino acids)
Source: RefSeq, a predicted model, not a curated record
AUGCCUGUGGAACAUGCGAUGGGUCAAGCGUCGUUCUUCAUUAUGGUUGCUGCUAUAAUAAAUCCACCGAGCGACCCCCUCGCUAUCUUCCUUGACAAGACUAUAGGCAUAUUUGUCUUCAUCGGGUUUGCAUGGGUAUGGGUGACGAUCGCGUAUGCCAUCGCAGUCCGAGUCCGAUCAAAUGUAGUGCCUCUAGAUGCCCUUCAGAGAGAGUCAGAUCGUUACCCCGGGUUACAGGCAACCAAUCCAGAAGCGUUUCUCCAGUUUGCUAUCUUCGAUGGGGUCUUCCUUGAGACUGCGUCCAGUGCAGUCAUGGCUGCCUUCCUAGGUGUCGGCGUGGCUGUCAUGACAUACCUGCGAUCUAAACUCACCCCCUCCUUCGGCCAGCCAACAUCCAGUAUCUUCGCGUGCAUCGUGAUGGACGUCGUGCUCACCUACGGCGCUCUCAUACCCUCCUUCGACCCCGUCCUCGCCAACGUUUUCGUCAUCCCUAUGCUGAUGUUCACCGCCGUCGCCAUCCUCGGCUCAGUGCUCAUCUUUCCCGAAACAGUGCAGGAACAGUAUUGCAGGCGAUAUAUCGCCGCCAUCAGCCAGAUGAAGACUGUCAUAGACGAGCAGCCCAAGAUGCUGGGCGCGACCCCGGGGACAGACGAGUGGAAGGAAUACGACAAGCUGAAAUCCCAGCGUGAGGCCUUGGGCGCAGCAUAUCAAGCACUGGACGUGUCGGGGAGCAACCUGAAUCGGGAGAUCAUAUGGGGAAGGUUUAGCCACAACGACCUUCGCGAUCUGCAGGACAGCGUGAGAAGACUUGUCAUCCGAAUUGGAGGCAUGGCGUACUUCCAUAGUACUGUCAGCGAGUGGCUGGAGAGGAAGAAACAUGCGGAGGAAAGUGCGAAUUCACAAUUCAGCUCUCGAGCUCCCUCUCGCGCUCCUUCGCCGUCACCUCAGGAUUCUGCAGAUCAGUUGGGACGUAUGCAGGAUUCUGCUGCCCCUGGCGCAGCGGAGAAGAAGAACGGUGGACCCGAAAAUGGGAAGACGCCCCCUGAACAAAGCGCCAGUCAGUUGAAUGUCACGCAGUCCCAUCAGAGUAGCACCCCUCUCGACGUUCGUCGUUCUGAAGACCAGACCGGGAAUCGGCUAGACAUCGCGCACCAAAACCACCGACAUAGUCUGAGUCAUCUGAAUCUUCGCCGACUGCUCACCGAAUCUUUGGGCGACUCGUUGCUUUCCCCGUCGGAAACAGUCAGCCUCACCGAUACCGGCUCGGAGACGCCUCGAGGGCCCAAGUUGCGAAAGGAGAAAAAGGACGAUCAUCAUUGGUUUCAUUGGCAUCUAGACUCCCCUGAGCAUCCACGCUUGCACGGACCACGACCAGUCGGGGUGUUCGAGAGCAUGCGGUAUAUCACUGUUCAUGCGCGUUUUCUCGUUCCGCGCGAGAUGGAGUACGUGGAGAAGAUGCAGGUCCUCCUUGCAGACGCUGCAGAUCCGCUGCUCAACGUGUGUGCAGAAGCACUGGGAAGCAUCCAGACUUUCUUCGAAGCUGUCACGCAUGAUAAAUGGUGGAAACUGCAACAGAAUACCAAUCGAGCAGCACGGGUCAAGGCCGACCUGCAGAAGAAGGACUUCAUAAAGCACAAGCUGUUGCGCACGCUCACGGCUUUCAAGACCAAGGAUAGGCUUCGCCCAAUCGAGGUGUAUCGACAUCACGCGCUGACACCGGCGACACCUUAUCGGGGUCUGUUCUUCGUCAGCAUAUACUGUUUCCACCUCAUCGACUUUGCCCAAGCACUCCUCAUCAUGCUGGAAGCGGUGUUGGAGGCGGAAGAGAAACGCAAGAAAUCCAGAUUCUGGUUUCCACCCCUUACGUUCGGUGGUAUACUUGGGCGCGGCAGUAGGAGUGACGCGAAUGAGCUUGAUGACGAAGAUCCUGAGAAUAUUCAAGGCCUUCAGGAGUUCGACGAGGCUGUUGAAGCUCGAGACCCGGACGCGGAGGCUCCGAGCAACCUUUUCUAUUAUUAUGGCGGCAAGGUGCAAAGGGGGAUCUCGAACAUGUUCAGGCGAGGUGACGCGUUCUUUGCUGCCAAAGCCGGCAUCAUCACUGUCGUGGUCGCGAUUCCACAGUAUGUUCAGACGACAGCCUCCUUCUACUACAACAAUCGCGGGCUAUGGGUCAUCAUCAUGGCCCAACUGACGUUGCAACGCUGGGCAGGCGAUACGAUCCUCCAGUGGAUGUAUCGUGUUAUCGCGUCAUUCUGCGGAGCCGUGGUUGGAGUUACGCUUUGGUACAUUGGUUCGGGCUCAAGUGACGGCAACGCCUACGGACUUGCCGCUGUGGGGGCAGUCACGCUGCCCGUGAUCUUCUUCCUCCGUAUCCACUCGCCGUUCCUGGUGAUGUAUGUGCUGUUCUGCGUGACGAUCUUCCUCGUCAUGGGCUAUUCGCGACAGGACGGCGUCGGUGGGUUUACGUCCGUCAAUAUUGGUGUAGGGUGGGAAGGCGGUUGGCGGCGAUUCCUCACGGUUGUGAUUGGCAUCUCGAUCGCGGCUAUCUUUGCCCUGAUUCCGCCGGAAACGUCGAGACAUUCUGUGCGGAGAACAUUGUCACGAAGUAUCGCACAGAUGGGCACGAUGCAUGCAGAACUGCUGUCAUAUGCAGGCCGUGCGCAUCAUGGUCCGGACACUUUGAUAGUCGACAGCAUCGUUCGGAUCAAUGCGAAACUGCGGACGUAUCUAACUCUCCGAAUCGAUGCGGCCGAGUAUGAACCCACGCUAGAAGGACGCUGGCCAGCGGCGAAGUAUCGCAAGCUGCAGGAAACACUUUUGGAGUUAUCGGACCUCCUCGGACAGCUGAUGACAGUCUAUUGGCGGAUCGGGCAAGCUCACAUCGAUAAACGAUGGCGAGAAGGACUCGUUUUGCGGACACGUUUCCUCCAGCCUACUUUCAUCGGAGAUACGAUGGCGAUCUACUACAUCCUUGCUACUGCGCUGAAGACGGGUGCACCUCUGCCCCAGAUUCUUCCUACGCCGCUAGUCGACCGCGCGUUCGACAAGAAAUAUGGCCUGCGUGUCCCACACGCUGGUGACAUAGAUGCGAGACGUGGCCAAAAUGGUACCGAUACACCAGGCAGAGAAAGUCCUAUACCAGGAACACCCCGCGAGCCCUUUUCAGCAUUUCGAGACCCGAACGAUCAUCCUCUAGCCGACAAGCACGUCCGACUAGAAGAGCCCAGAGCAGAGUCUCCCUCUGUUCGGAUGAUCGACAAGCAGGACCUCACGUACGAGAUGUUGACCGACGAAGGGUACAUGACACUCGUGACGGGAGUGCUGACGACGUAUGAUAUGUUGACUAGAUUGGAUAGACUGGUCAUGGUGGUGCGUGAACUUGUUGGAGAGAAGUAUCCGAUCAAGGGCUUGGAUAGAGAGGCAUUGUUGAGUGAUUAUGAGUGA